Plectropomus leopardus (leopard coralgrouper) is the source of this 668-nucleotide messenger RNA. RefSeq names its product claudin 15-like a (gene cldn15la). The record is from RefSeq and is a predicted model, not a curated record. NCBI's taxonomy places the organism in Eukaryota, Metazoa, Chordata, Actinopteri, Perciformes, Serranidae. Gene Ontology annotation, cellular component: membrane; bicellular tight junction. Gene Ontology annotation, molecular function: structural molecule activity.
AUGUCGACGGCUGUGGAAGCGACCGGGUUCAUCAUGUGCAUCAUCAGCUGGCUGAUGACCGGCGCGUCGCUGGCAAACGACUACUGGAAGAUUUCGUCCGUGUCCGGCAGCGUCAUCAUCUCCCAGAGGCAGUUUGAGAACUUGUGGCACUCCUGCGCCGAGAACAGUGCCGGCAUCGCCGAGUGCCGAGACUUUGAAUCGCUGCUCGCCCUCCCUGCUCACAUCCAGGCGUGUCGCGCUCUCAUGAUCAUCUCUCUGCUGCUUGGCCUCGGCUCCAUGAUCGUGUCUCUGCUCGGACUGAAGUGCAUCAAGAUCGGCUCGGCCACCGACCAAUCCAAGGCCAAGGUGGCCAUUACCGGGGGGAUCCUGAGCAUCCUCGCUGGUCUGUGCUGCAUGAUAGCAAUUUCCUGGUACGCCUUCCAAGUCGUGCAGGAGUUUCACAACCCUUUAUUCGGUGGCGUGAGGUUUGAGCUCGGUGCCGGUCUUUAUUUGGGAUGGGGUGCAUCCAGUCUGUCCAUGUUGGGUGGAGGUUUUCUCUGCUCUGCCUGCAAGAGAGCGUCACCUGAACGCAAGCAGGGCGGUUACUAUGGAAACAAGCCUAAAGUCUACACAGCUACAGCCAAGUCCGAUCCAGACUCAGCCAGAGCCUACGUCUAAACACACACACA